GGAAUUGAAAUCACUGGUGAAGUCAAACAAGAUUACACUCAGAUUUUGUCCUAUGAAGCCCUGGAGUUUUUGGCUGAUCUCCAUCGGAGUUUCAACUACCAACGAAAAAAGUUGCUCAAGAAGCGCAUGGAAAUUCAAGAAGCAAUCAAUGCUGGUAGUCCAAUCAAAUAUCCUGAAGCUCACCACGAGAAAAAUUGGAAAGUAGCAGCUGUUCCUCAUGAUUUGCAAAUGCGACAUGUAGAGAUCACUGGGCCAACUGACCGUAAAAUGGUCAUUAAUGCUUUGAACAGUGGUGCUGACAUGUAUAUGGCUGAUUUUGAGGAUUCACUUACUCCAUCUUGGAAGAAUAUUAUCGAGGGGCAAAUGAACCUCUUGGAUGCCAACAGGAAGACAAUAAGUUUCACUAAUCCAAAUGGUAAGUGAAUAUAUUUAAAUAAAGCAGAGUAUUCUAGCUGUGCCUGUCAAAGGCCCCAUGACGCAGCUUCUGACAAAUUCCUCUAUGUUCACUUGUUAGAGGAUAAGGUCACGAUGAAAGAACAUUUUUCUACCAGUUGAUUUUCUUUCAAAAUUCAACUCUAUGAGAUGAAUACCUCCCCUGCCCUAACAUGUUUUUAAGUCAGAUUGGACUGUUGUCACAAGUAAAAACUGACAGGUGAAGAUGUGUUUAAUUACUAACCAUUUUCUUAACCUUUAAAGUCNUGGUGCUGACAUGUAUAUGGCUGAUUUUGAGGAUUCACUUACUCCAUCUUGGAAGAAUAUUAUCGAGGGGCAAAUGAACCUCUUGGAUGCCAACAGGAAGACAAUAAGUUUCACUAAUCCAAAUGGUAAGUGAAUAUAUUUAAAUAAAGCAGAGUAUUCUAGCUGUGCCUGUCAAAGGCCCCAUGACGCAGCUUCUGACAAAUUCCUCUAUGUUCACUUGUUAGAGGAUAAGGUCACGAUGAAAGAACAUUUUUCUACCAGUUGAUUUUCUUUCAAAAUUCAACUCUAUGAGAUGAAUACCUCCCCUGCCCUAACAUGUUUUUAAGUCAGAUUGGACUGUUGUCACAAGUAAAAACUGACAGGUGAAGAUGUGUUUAAUUACUAACCAUUUUCUUAACCUUUAAAGUCUAUCUGAUCCUUACAAAAUUCUCUAUGAUAAUCAUCAAUAUUCAGUUUUUAAGAUAUCAUUAAAAGUGAACUUUGAUAGAUAAUAUUAAAAACCUUGGAGAUGUUAAACAUCUUUAAGGCAUUCCUAGUAAUUGAUUGUUUGCUUAAUAUUAUAUAUUUCAUCUGUAAUCUAGGAUCAGAGCGCCGUUUAAAGGACAAGACAGCCUGUCUGUUGGUACGUACACGCGGUUGGCAUCUUGAUGAGAAGCACAUCCUCUGCGAUGGAGAACCUAUGUCAGGAGCACUGGUAGACUUUGGGCUUUACUUUUUUCAUAAUGUCCAUAUAAGGGUUGCAAAUGGCUCUGCUCCAUACUACUACCUUCCCAAAAUGGAGACCCACUUGGAAACCAGACUGUGGAAUGAUGUUUUUAGAGCUGCACAAGAUUACAUGAAAGUGCCUCAAGGUAAGUCCCUGCUGUUAAUAAGGACCCAAAUGUUGGUACUAUAGGGUGAAAGUCAGUUAUCAGUGCAUCUAAUCGCGGUGUAACUAAUAUUAUUAUGACUAUCAUUUGAUUCUCUUGUGAAAUUCAGCUUUUAAUGGCAUGCUUAAUUUAAAGAAGGAAUCAGAUGAGUUUGAGAUAGAAUCACCAAGGACUCUUUGGGUUGUUUAAUUAAGACAGUUUCUCUUUAAUAUACCGUACCAAAGUUCAAAGAUUUUCACACAUUCUUGUUAAAUUAUUGAUCCUGUCCUGGUUGUUGCAUGUUAGGAACAAUCCGUGCAACUGUGAUGGUGGAAACCUUGCUGGCUGCAGUGAACAUGGAAGAAAUGCUUUAUGAGAUAAAAGAUCACUGCUGUGGUAUGAAUGCAGGGAGGUGGGAUUACAUAUUCUCUGCAAUCAAGAGAUUGUCAAGGAGACCUGACUGUGUUUUGCCAGACCGUAAGAUGGUAAGAAAGAUGGGUUUAGUUCUUUAUCAUAACUAUAAAAACAUCUCUCACCUGAUUGGCUGUCAGUUGCCCUGAUGUCAGUAUCAAUAUGCCACUUGCACAUCUCCCAUGAUGCACCUUAUUUGUUCCCUCCCCCCCCCAAAAAAAAAAAAUUGACAUAACCGUUGCCUUUAAGUUCUCUUGGGACGGCUGUUAAUACCCAGGAGAAAUGAAAAUCAAAGGCUAUGCAAAAUUUUGGGGGGCAAGUAAGGUGCAAUAUAAGAGGUGUGCAAGUGGCAUAUAGGAGAGUGUAAUAGGACACCCCCAGAGUGGUCAAAAGUAGCUGGCUGCCAGCAAAAAUCGCCACCCACUUGGUUAGUAUCAGCCGGCCACUCUGUUUCACAUUUCUUUACAGAUGGCAUUUUUUAGAUAAAAUAUCCCUGGACUGGCCACUUACUUUGACAACUUAGGCAUCUGCUUCAAAACUUUCUGACAACCCUGAACCUCUACACCCAGCACCAUGCCCAAGUAAUAGGACUGUAAAUGUAUGUGCCAUUGAAAGUGUGCACUUGAAUGAGUAUAUUCUUCACUUUUAGCAAAAACUCUUUGAAUAUCCUGUGUUUUAGUUUUAGAAGUUUAAGAUAUCUCAAAUUUUGUUAUAGUUAUGAUUACCAGAAGUUUUUGUCAUCCAAUUCGGUUGGUAAUCAUGCUUGUGAUUCAAGAAAUUGGACUCCUUUAUCAUGCAUAUGAUUACAGACUGAGUUGGACUCCACACAGUCCUAUUUUGUGCUAGAUGUAUAAACUCCAAAUUUUAUAUAUUUUACUGUACAGUUAUUUAUAAGGUAAAAACCGACAGUAUCAUGCCAAAGCAAGUCAAAAUGAAUGAAAAACUUUCAUCUGAAGAGAUCACAUGAUUAGCUGUUUUUCAUUUUAUACCUGACAAGAAAACUGAGCUGUAAAAGAUGAUUGGUGGUUCAGCGAGAGUUCAGAAAAGAAACCUUUGCCUUUUGUUUACACUUAGCAGUAAUAUCUCAAUUUUUUUUCAGAUAACAAUGACUGUGCCAUUCAUGAAAGCAUACACUGAACGCCUUGUCCAAGUUUGUCACCAACAUGGUGCUCAUGCAAUGGGUGGAAUGGCUGCUUUCAUCCCAAGUCGAAAGGAUGAGAAUGUUAAUAAGGUGGCCUUUGAAAAGGUUCGCCAAGACAAGGAACGAGAAGUAGCUGAUGGCUUUGACGGAACUUGGGUUGCUCACCCUGAUCUUGUACCUUUUGCAAAAGGCAUUUUUAUGAAGGUGAGAAAGAAAUUAACAAAUGAUAAGUGGCUCAGCUAUUGAGUUAUAGUUGCAGGCAAGAGGUUACUAAGCAUGAAAAAAAGCGCAAGAGUUACUUGAGGCAAUAGCUGAGUGUGACUCUAGCUUCUUAAGUGAUUAGCAGUCCUCCCAAGUGCAACUAUAACUCAAAAGUGCACUUUGAGCUGUUUACCAUUUUGUUUUAUAACAUAAUCAAAAGAGAACAACUUUUAAUUUUACUCACAGAUAGCAGGGGAAUAACAUGAGUGCUGUCAUCUGCUCACACUAUGGCAUGUACGAAUCAUUUAUUGUAAAUUCUUAUCUUUCAAAAAAAUCGUUUUGCUGAAUUGAUUCCCCCAUCUCAAUGUGGAUUACAAAACCUUUUACAUAUAGAACUUUCUUUCAGUAUCAAAACAAAAACCUUUGGAGACUAAGUGGAAAACAAUAGAGUGGCCAUAGAAGGUGAUGCUUACAGCUUUGAAUGUGCGCUAGCUUUUUUCACCAUUCACCCAUGGGCAAAUAGUAAAUAGGUAAUAUUAUUGACGGAUCAGAGUGCUCGCUUUACUUUUGUUAUUUUGUGAUCACGAUUUGUUAACACUCAAAGAGCAAGUAACAUAACUCUAUAUAAAUCAGCAAUAAUUAUUAUUUGAAUGUGUACAUACACUAUGGCAAGGCAACAAAAGCUCAGUCAGUAGAGCACUUUACUGCAGGGCGGGGUGGGACAUUCAGGUCCGAUCCCCGGGCCAGAGCUAUAAGCUACUGAGAAAUGAAGAUACUGUUUUUGCCCUGCGAAUGCCUAGAUCUUUACCUGGCUUGGAUGACAACGUGAAGAUGGCUGUUGUGCCUAUUCGGCAUGAGGAAGUUUGUUUUUUGGAUAUUUAAAUCCUCACUGAUAGCCAUCUCCACUCAACUGAGUUACCUCUACUAAACAACUACAGAAUUUUGUCAGGGCCCAAGCCCAUAUUAUAUUACAGUUAUUGAGACCUCCAUAUGACAGCCACCUCUUCAAAUGGUAACAUUCAGAAUCUUUUUCCAUUGUGAAUACUGGCCAGGCUAAUCUCCAGGGUCCGGUUCCUCGAAAGAAGGUUACGUUUAACCCAAGAUUAAACCAAAUUUUAAACACGGUUUUCUUGUCUAUGACCAUGUAACUCAAGCUUACAAAAUACUGUUGAGCCUGCACUCUGAGAUACAGUAAUGAUAACAUAAAAAUGUUACUCUAAGCAAUACAUAUAAAUACAAAAAGUGGAACAAAAUUUUAAUCCUGGGUUAGCGCUAAUCAGACUUUCAGGAACCGGACCGAGGGUUGUCAAAAUUAGCCGGCUGCCAGCAAAAAUCACCACCUUCUUGGUUAGUAAAAGGCGGCUACUCUGCUUGGCAUUUCUUUACGGAUGGCGUUUUUUAAAUAUAAUAUCCCUGGACUUGCCGCUUACUUUGACAACUUAGCCGUCUACUUCAAAACUUUCUGACAACCCUGAACCUCUACACAAUGGCUAUGUGGCAGGUCAAAAAUAAUUAAAUUCACGUUAAAAUUUUUUAACCAGCUAGGUCGAUUCUCAAUUUUCUUUGUUUUCUAGUCUUAAUUCCUAGUUUAAAAAAUUUUAACCUGAAUUUUAUUUUGACCUGUAACAGCUAUAUCACCGUGAUAUAUGUAAAAAUACAAUAGUAAUGGAAAUGAUAGGGAUGCCAGGGCAAAAUUUAACACCUACAAAAAAGUGAUAGCACAUUGCCACAAAGACCUACAAAGCAGACACUGAAGUAAUCUAGGUGACUUUAUCCGCACAAUGAAACCACAUUGUGCUUAAAUUGGGCAUGAGGCUAUUUUGUGCAGGUUUGACUGUCGAUAAUGUUUUACAUCACUUUACUGCAUGAAUCUUGCUGUACAUUUUUUAAUUAUUGGUACUUGUUUAUUUUAAUUAAUAGUUGUUUAUUGUAAUUGCAGGGUUUACAAAAUGCUUGCCAUCAAAAGCACCGUUUGCGUGAAGAGGUGAACAUCAAGGUUGAAGAAAUCUUGGCUAUCUCUGUGCCAGGUGGAAAGAUCACUGAAGAAGGCUUAAGAGUCAAUAUUGAAGUUGCGUUGCAAUAUCUUAACAGCUGGCUCUCGGUAAUUUGACUUAUUCUGACAUUGUCUGGUCCUAACACUUCCAUAAUAAAAAUAGAUGAAUUAUGAACUUGACAAUUUUUUAAGUGCACUGGAAAUCACAACUUAAACUAGACAACAAUAUUAUUAUGAAAAUAUUUUAAUAUUGCAUCACUUUCUCACUCCUGUGUGCUGUCCUCUGUAGACCACAUAUCGGCACUUCACAAGGUAAGGGAGUUGAAAAAAAAGGGUCUUGUAAAGGCGGCCAUAAGUAGAGCUGUCCACUUANUGGUACUUGUUUAUUUUAAUUAAUAGUUGUUUAUUGUAAUUGCAGGGUUUACAAAAUGCUUGCCAUCAAAAGCACCGUUUGCGUGAAGAGGUGAACAUCAAGGUUGAAGAAAUCUUGGCUAUCUCUGUGCCAGGUGGAAAGAUCACUGAAGAAGGCCUAAGAGUCAAUAUUGAAGUUGCGUUGCAAUAUCUUAACAGCUGGCUCUCGGUAAUUUGACUUAUUCUGACAUUGUCUGGUCCUAACACUUCCAUAAUAAAAAUAGAUGAAUUAUGAACUUGACAAUUUUUUAAGUGCACUGGAAAUCACAACUUAAACUAGACAACAAUAUUAUUAUGAAAAUAUUUUAAUAUUGCAUCACUUUCUCACUCCUGUGUGCUGUCCUCUGUAGACCACAUAUCGGCACUUCACAAGGUAAGGGAGUUGAAAAAAAAGGGUCUUGUAAAGGCGGCCAUAAGUAGAGCUGUCCACUUACAAGAAUGUCCGUUAGGAGAGCUUCUACUGUAUUUAUAGGAUGCUGAUAACUGUUUCAUUUCCUUUAAAGGGUGUUGGAGCAGUGGCCAUUCACAAUUUAAUGGAAGAUGCUGCCACUGCAGAAAUUUCCCGAGCUCAACUGUGGCAGUGGUUGAGGCACAGUGUGCGACUUGAGGAUGGCCGCCCAGUCACUUCUGAGCUAUACAAAGCAAUACACAAGGAAGAGCUUGAUAAGCUCGGAGGACCUUCAAAAGGUCGCCUUGGGCAAGCAUCCCAACUUAUGGACAAGAUGGUUCUUUCUGAAGAGUUUGUAGAGUUUCUCACCCUUCCAGCAUAUGAUUUACUGGAUAAUCCUCAUGCAAAGCUUUAG
This is a messenger RNA of Porites evermanni, 6507 nucleotides long. The record is from the annotation of a GenBank genome assembly. Lineage: Eukaryota; Metazoa; Cnidaria; Anthozoa; Scleractinia; Poritidae.